Molecule: messenger RNA, 1182 nt
Organism: Indicator indicator
Lineage: Eukaryota; Metazoa; Chordata; Aves; Piciformes; Indicatoridae
Gene: MAEL
Product: maelstrom spermatogenic transposon silencer
Exons: 11
Coding region: 1-1182 (393 amino acids)
Biological process (GO): regulation of miRNA-mediated gene silencing; negative regulation of DNA-templated transcription; spermatogenesis
Cellular component (GO): P granule; nucleus
Molecular function (GO): sequence-specific DNA binding
Source: RefSeq, a predicted model, not a curated record
AUGUCAAGGCAUAGAGCGUCCCGCAGUGCUUUCUACUGCUUCGUGCGCGACCAGCUGCCUGGGCUGCGGGGACGUGGCGUGCCCGUGAACCGUGUGGUCGAUGCCAUCCCCUACUGCUCCCAGGCGUGGGCGUUACUGACUAAGGAAGAAAAGAUGGUGUAUAUGGAGAAGGCUCAUAAGCAGAAUGAAAGUAAUUGUUCUCAGAAGACAGUGACAGAGGUAAAUGCUCAUCCAGUUCCUGCCUGUCUGACCACAAAGAUGACCACUGUUGCUCCUCUUCUAGAUGUGUCUGAUCCUGCUGUGAUUGCAGACAUCUUCUACUUCCUGAACAUUUACAGCCAUGGCAAGCUGCCAUCCCACUGUGAACAGCGCUUCCUUCCUUGCGAGAUUGGGUGUGUCAAGUACUCCUUACAGGAUGGCAUAAUUGCUGAUUUUCAUCACUUCAUAGAUCCAGAAGUACCACCAUGUGGAUUUCGGUACCACUGCCAGGCUGCUAGUGAUGCCACUCAUAAGAUCCCUAUAUCUGGAUUCCAUCUUUCACGUGCUUGUUAUGCAGUUGUCUUACAGGAACUUCUUGACUUUGUCCAGCCAGCCAGAGAUGUUCAGCCUCAGUUUUACUGCAGGUAUGACGACAGGUUCCGAGUUAGCUGGUGUCUCAAUCGAAUGGCCAGUGUAACAGGCACUGAGAACCAUCUGGAGCUUUUUGCUGUAGAAGACCUGGUAGUAGAACUGUACCGGAAGAAAUACAAAAAGGAGCCAUCCAAGACUUGGAUUUGUAGAGAACUGGAUGUCUUCCUGUGGGAUUUCUGCAGUAAUACCAGGUGCAAGUGGCAUGAAGAGAAUGAUAUAAUGUACUGUGCUUUGGCAUCCUGUAAGAAAAUUGCUUACUGCAUCAGCAGAUCUUUGGCUAGUGUCUAUGGAGUCUCACUGACAGCAGCUCACCUGCCUCCUAAAGACUCUGAUUACAAUGAAAGAACAAAUACCAAGAUGGUGAUACUGGAUGCUGGACGUUUUCAGAAAAUGAAGACUGAGAGUUCUGAAUGUGACAGACAUUUCACUUCUCCAAGUCAGAAUCAAGAACUCAUUAUUUCUAAUUGUGAGUUUGAAACUUUCACAUUUUUAAGGGGAAAGAGGUAUUUAAACUUAAUCCAGUUGCUGCUUUUUCAGUUUUUCUGGGCUUAG